Molecule: messenger RNA, 1110 nt
Organism: Suillus paluster
Lineage: Eukaryota; Fungi; Basidiomycota; Agaricomycetes; Boletales; Suillaceae
Exons: 1
Coding region: 1-1110 (369 amino acids)
Source: RefSeq, a predicted model, not a curated record
AUGCCUGGACUCAUUCAAAAUCUACCUAUCUUUCAGCAUGAGCCUGUACCACUCCUGUUGCCAAGAUUUGAGUUCCCGGAUCCUCCUCAAAUGUCGGAAUCACCAGUCAAGCAAGAGAUGCUCGAUUACAGAUUCCUCACCGGAGAAGAUCUUGACAUCAUGACCCAUGGCAGCGAGUUACCUAACCUUGGGCCAAACUUUCAUAGUCCAGAAGCCAUGUUAGAUGCUGUCAAUCAUUUCGAGGACUACAACACACGCACUGCAGCAGAUUCUCAUCCACUCACGUCCCACCUUGCUCACAACCUCCCCAAUGACCCAGAGCUGCGUGCAAUGCAAUGCGAAUUCGAGCAUGCGUACAAGCAGCUCCAGGAGGAGGAAAAAUGUGCAGAUACACAUGCCGAUGAAGAUGAGGAUGCAGAUAUUGAUGUUGAUGCAUGCUCCGAACAUGAUGAUGAAGACACUGAGGUCCUCAUCAUAGUAGAACCAGAGGAAGAUACUCCUGACCCUUUCAUGCCUGAAGAAGGCACUACCGCGGAUGAUUACGUGAAUCACCAAGGUGUCCCUCCGCAUCUCUUAAUGACAUAUGUGGUUGUGUCAUGGUUACACCUUCAAUUUCAUCUGCCUCGCGUAGCAUGUAAUGCGCUACUUGCGAUUUUCGCAUGUAUGCUGCUCGUUAUCUCUCCAAUGAUCGACAGACCAUUUGUCACACUCCAAUCUUGCACUCGGGUCCUUGGCGUUGAUCCUGUCAUUCAAACUCUUCCUGUUUGCCCUGGAUGCCGUGAUGUUUUUCCUCCCACUGGCUCGUUGCAUGCCCAGGAUACAUGCAUCACCUGCAAUAUUUCACUAUUUCUCCCAGGUCAAACUAGACACAGAAUUCAGCGCGCUAAGAAGAUACCGGUCAUCAAGUAUCUGUACCUUGCUUUAUCAGAACAAAUCAAGUCAAUGCUCAAAAUACUGGGAGUUGAAGCUGUCCUUGACGAGUGGCAUUCAAAACCUCGAAGAGCUGGCGAGUAUACAGAUAUAUUCGUCUUUGCGAGUCGCUGUAGAUGCUAUCUGAGAGGAGAAGAGUAUCAUUGCUACUCUAAAGACAUUAUGGCUAGACUACUAUGA